CUGAAUUGAAGCAGCCAGGUGAUGCUUUUGCUGCAGGACAAGGGAGGUCAGAAGGUUCCCGGGGAGGCUCUGAGCAGGGAGAAGAUUUGGGUGGAAUAGGCUGGAUGGUGUUGCUAUUCCUGGAGAGGAUCCCUGGGCAGGUUGCUCAGCGGGGAUAGGAUUCCUGGUGAAGGAACUCUCAGGAAAGGUGGUGCAGGAGGGACAGCCGGUGGGAAUGGUCCUGGCGUAAAAGUAUUGCUAUUUUCGCUGUCAAUCUGUGAGCUGAUCAAGCUGCUUGGUGAACUGGAGAAACUGUGUCUGACUGGUGCUCCUUGCGGGUUCAGAUGCCUGUUUGAAGAUGUAUUGAAUGUGAAUUAACUUCUUUUGGUAUAAGCCCACUUAUUUUCUGGAGUGAAUACAAUGAUACCUUUUAUGACAUCUGAGCGCUUCUGCAGUAAUAAAACCUACCCUAUGGGAUGGUUAAUGUUUGACUGAAGGUUGAAGGGAGAGGCUCGGGAAACAGAACAGUGCAGAAGGAGUGUUCUCCAGGGAGAUUCUCAAGCCCCAGCAAGAGUUUCAACAGCUGAAUAGAAGAAAAUAACUUUUAACAGCCAUUUUGUUAUUUACUUACGGAAAGAAGUUUCAAUACAGAAAACUGCAAUGAUGCAAGCCCAACUCCAUUGCUUGUGUCUCCUUACACUUUAUUUGACAACUGGAUAUGGCCAAGAGAGGAAGUUUAGUGGACCCCUGAAACCUAUGACAUUUUCUAUUUUUGAAGGCCAAGCACCAAGUCAAGUCAUAUUCCAGUUUAAAGCCAAUCCUCCUGCUGUGACUUUCAAACUUACUGGAGAGACAGAUGGCAUAUUUCAGAUACAACCAGACGGACUCUUGUAUCAUAACAAAGCCCUGGAUAGAGAAACAAGAGCUGUUCACAAACUCCAGGUCUCAGCCCUGAAUGCUAAUGGAGCUGUAGUGGAGGGCCCAGUUCCCAUCACCAUAGAAGUGAAGGACAUCAAUGACAAUCGACCCACAUUUCUCCAGCAAAAGUAUGAAGGCUCAGUAAGACAGAAUUCUCGCCCAGGAAAGCCUUUCAUGUAUGUAAAUGCUACAGACCUGGAUGACCCAACUACUCCCAAUGGUCAGCUUUUUUAUGAAAUUAUCAUCCAGCUUCCCAAGAUCAAUAACGCCAUGUACUUUCAGAUCAACAACAAAACAGGGGCAAUUUCCCUUACUCGAGAAGGAGCUCAGGAAUUGGAUCCUGUUAAGAAUCCUUCCUACAGUCUGGUGGUCUCAGUGAAGGACAUGGGAGGCCAGACUGAUCAUUCCUUCAGUGACAGCACAUCUGUGAAUAUUAUGGUGAAGGAGAAUAUUUGGAAAGCACCAGACCCUGUGGAGAUUGUAGAAAACUCAACUGAUCCUCAUCCCGUCAAAAUCACUCAGGUGCAGUGGAAUGAGCCAGGUGCACAGUACCUCCUGCCUGAGAAGGAAAGGAUGCCAACUUUUCCAUUUUCAAUUGACCAGGAAGGAGGUAUUUAUGUGACUCGGCCCUUGGACCGUGAAGAAAAAGAUUCGUAUGUUUUUUAUGCUGUGGCAAAGGAUGAGAUUGGAACUAUACUUGCCUUACCAUUGGAAAUUCGUGUGAAAGUUAAAGACAUUAAUGAUAAUCCACCUACAUGUCCAUCUGCGGUGACUGUAUUUGAGGUCCAGGAGAAUGAAAAUAUAGGUAGCAAUAUUGGGACUUUUAUUGCCCAUGACAUUGAUGAAGAAAAUACUGCCAACAGUGUUUUAAUGUACAAAAUUGUGGAUCAAAUUCCAAAAAUUCCCAAGGAAGGACUCUUCCUGAUCCAAUCCUACUUGGGAGUGGUCCAGUUAGCUGGGCAGUCCUUGAAGAAGCAAGACACUCCACAGUACAACUUGACAAUAGAGGUGUCUGACAAAGAUUUCAAAACCCUCUGCCAUGUGGAGAUCCAUGUUAUUGAUAUCAAUGAUCAGAUCCCCAUCUUUGAAAAAUCAGAUUAUGGAAACCUGACUCUUGCUGAAGACACAGCUGUUGGGUCCACCAUCUUAACCAUCUGGGCCACAGACGGCGAUGAGCCAUUUACCGGGAGUUCUAAAAUCCUGUAUCGUAUACAGGGAGAUGAUGACGGGCCACUGGGGAUUGACACAGAUCCCCAAACCAACGUUGGAUAUGUCAUAAUUAAAAAGCCUCUUGAUUUUGAAACAGCACCUGUUCACAACAUUGUGUUCCAAGCGGAGAAUCCUGAGCCUCUGGUGCCUGGUAUAUAUUAUAACACCAGCUCUUCUGCCACGUUCAAGCUCAUUGUGACAGAUGUGAAUGAAGCCCCCCAAUUUUCCCAGCGUGUGUACCAAGCAAGAGUUAAGGAAGAUGUGGCUAUAGGCACUAUAGUGGGCAACGUGACUGCCAAGGAUCCGGAAAACCUGGGCAUAAGUUAUUCUCUGAGAGGCGACCCGAGAGGCUGGCUUAAAAUCGACCCCGUCACUGGCACCAUCUUCACCGCGGCUCCGCUGGACAGGGAAGCUGAAAGUCUGUAUCGGGUGCAAGUGGUGGCAACCGAAGUAGGUGGCUACUCCCGGGAGUCCACAGCCAACUUCCACCUGACGCUCUGGGAUGUCAAUGACAACCCCCCUCGGCUAGCCAAGGACUACACAGGCUUGUUUCUGUGUCAUCCCCUCCACCAGGAGGGGACUCUCAUUUUUGAGGUCACUGAUGACGAUCAGCCAUCAUUGCUGCAUCAACACGUUUCGUUUUCCCUCGGCAGUGAAAGCUUCCGACAUGACUGGAAUGUUUUGAGACUCAACGACACUCAUGGCAAACUUACUGCCACGGGCAAGAACUUUGAAGAGAGAGUUUACAAUGUCCCAAUCCGUGUCACUGAUGGUGGUAGGCCACCCUUGGAAGGACUGGUCUUUUUACCAGUUACUUUCUGCAGGUGUGUGGAAGGAACGUGUUUUCGGCCCGCAGCUCACCAGUCUGGGAUGCCCACUGUGGGCAUGGCAGUUGGUAUACUCCUGACCACAUUUUUGGUUAUUGGUAUAAUUUUAGCAGUUGUGUUUAUCCGAAUAAAGAAGAAUGAAGGCAAAGAUAAUGUUGAAAGUGCUCAGGCAUCCGAAGCCCAGCCUCUGAGAAACUGAAUUUGAACAGGGAAAGAUGGACUGAUGAACUAUUCUGUUCGUUUUCUCCUUAUCAAGAUUUAUCAGUCAUCCACCACAGAACUUCCUGGAUUCCAUUCAUACUUUCUCCAAUUCUAUCUUAUGUCUCCUUCCUCAUGUCUCAUUUGGUAUUAUACUAAUUUUAAGACAUUUGUUGGAGAAAAGAACAAAGUGAGGUCCUGGGAAAAAAUAAAACAGGAGCCCCGUUCCUUGGUGGGAAGAGACA
Molecule: messenger RNA, 3376 nt
Organism: Suricata suricatta (meerkat)
Lineage: Eukaryota; Metazoa; Chordata; Mammalia; Carnivora; Herpestidae
Gene: CDH17
Product: cadherin 17
Exons: 20
Coding region: 640-3132 (830 amino acids)
Biological process (GO): cell-cell junction assembly; multicellular organism development; calcium-dependent cell-cell adhesion
Cellular component (GO): catenin complex; adherens junction; plasma membrane
Molecular function (GO): calcium ion binding; cadherin binding
Source: RefSeq, a predicted model, not a curated record